CAUGGCUGAUCCUGGGACCAGAAGAGGGAUCCACUGCCCUCUGAGUCUCACCUGCUCCCUGCUCAUUGUGGGACUGUGCUGUGUGUCUCCUUUGUUCUGUCACAGUCAGACAGACCUGCUGGCUCUUCACCAAGCUGAUCCUCAGUGCUGGGAGUCCUCCUCAAUGCUCCUCUUGGAAAUGCGGAAGCCUCGUGUUUCUAACACUGUUUCUGGCUUUUGGGAUUUUAUGAUCUACCUGAAGUCAUCUGAGAACUUGAAGCAUGGGGCACUGUUCUGGGAUCUGGCCCAACUCUUCUGGGACAUCUACGUAGACUGUGUCCUCUCCAGGAACCAUGGCUUAGGAAGGAGGGAACUGGCUGGAGAGGAAAAGAAGGAAAAGCAAAGCUCAACAGUGCUGCCUUCGGGGAUCAAACAAGGUGCCUAUUCUCAGCUCUUAAGAACCCCUUUCUUAAAGAAGAAAAAGUUGAUUGGAGAUUUGAUAAGCAUGUACAUGCGCAGGCGGGGCUCUAGGGUUGGUGGAAAAGAGAAGCCGGAAGUAAAGAGAAAACAAAGCUACCUUCAGAACUAACUAGAGCCUUGGAAUUAAAAAUAGAAAAAAAAAAAAAAAGAUUAUUUUCCUAUCAAUCAUUUAUGCAUUUGAAGUCAAGUAAAUGUCCAGAGGUGAAUAUCAUGCCACGUUCUCUAAGAGCACUUCGUUUUUCAGCAUCUUGGUUGCUAGCCGGUCUCUCCAUACGGUGAUUACUUCCUGAACACUCCGCUGUCUACAGGAGCCAAAGACCUUCCUGUUCUUGGGGAGGCCUGGCAUCACUGAUGAACUAGACGGCCACACAUUUAGCUUGCAUAAACCACAUGCAUCACCAGCCAUUAACCGACUGCGGCAUUGCUUAUGAAGCUGGUACAGACGGACGACACGCAUGAAUGAUAUUACUGAUGGUCUGUGAUUCUCGACCUUGUCUGAGAAAAUAGUUUUGAAUACGGAAUGAAGAAGAAACCACGGGGGGAAAUAAAACGUUCAUCUAAUGAAAACAAAAUUAAUAAAAGCUUUGGCUCCCAA
Molecule: messenger RNA, 1054 nt
Organism: Peromyscus leucopus (white-footed mouse)
Lineage: Eukaryota; Metazoa; Chordata; Mammalia; Rodentia; Cricetidae
Gene: Fam237a
Product: family with sequence similarity 237 member A
Exons: 2
Coding region: 2-568 (188 amino acids)
Source: RefSeq, a predicted model, not a curated record